AGGACGGACGGAGCCGCCGCCGCCUCACCCUCCUCACCUUCCUCCUCCUCCUCCUCCUCUUCCUCCUGCCCCUGCCUCAGGAAGAUGCCGCGCUCCGGGCCGCUCCCCGCCGCCUUCUCGCUGCUGCUGGCGACGGCCGCGCUGCUGCCGGGACCCGCCGCGGCGCAGAACGAGCCCAGGAUCAACGCCAGCGAGGACGUGGUGCUGCACGUGGCCGGCGUGGCCGUCACGCUGCAGUGCAACCUCACCAGCAGCCCCAGCCCCCUGGCCGCCAGCUACUGGGUGAAGAACGGCGAGGAGAUCCCGGGCACCAGGAAGCUCUCCAACACCACCGAGUACAGGAUCCUGAAGGCCCGAGCAGAGGAGUCGGGGGAGUACCUGUGUGUGUUCGUGUUCUCCGGCUCUCCCGUCGCCAACGCCACCAUCGAAGUGAGAGCCACUCCUGACAUCACUGGGCACAAGAGGAGUGAGAACAAAAACGAGGGGCAGGAGGCCCUGAUGUACUGCAAGUCUGUGGGCUUCCCCCACCCCGAGUGGGUCUGGCGCAAGAAGGUCAAUGGGGUGUUUGAGGACAUCAACAACUCCUCGGGCAGGUUCUUCAUUUCCAACAAAGAGAACUACACCGAGCUGAGCAUCACAAACCUGCAGAUCAGCGAGGACCCCGGCGAGUACCAGUGCAACGCCACCAACCAGGUGGGCUCCGUGUCGGUCACCACCAUCCUGCGCGUGCGCAGCCACCUGGCCCCGCUGUGGCCCUUCCUGGGCAUCCUGGCUGAGAUCGUGAUCCUGGUGGUCAUCAUCGUCAUCUACGAGAAGCGGAAGCGGCCGGACGAAGUUCCCGACGAUGAUGAACCAGCUGGGCCAAUGAAAACUAAUUCUACAAACAAUCACAAAGACAAAAACUUACGUCAGAGAAACACAAAUUAAAAAUGCUCAUCAUAGCUUUAAGUUUCUGAGAGACUGAUGGCAAUAUGACCUGC
Cinclus cinclus is the source of this 980-nucleotide messenger RNA. It is a transcript of the gene NPTN, whose product is annotated as neuroplastin. Gene Ontology annotation, cellular component: axon; plasma membrane. The transcript has 8 exons. Bases 85 to 927 code for a protein of 280 amino acids. The record is from RefSeq and is a predicted model, not a curated record. Gene Ontology annotation, biological process: homophilic cell-cell adhesion; axon guidance; dendrite self-avoidance. Gene Ontology annotation, molecular function: cell-cell adhesion mediator activity. NCBI's taxonomy places the organism in Eukaryota, Metazoa, Chordata, Aves, Passeriformes, Cinclidae.